This is a messenger RNA of Ornithodoros turicata, 993 nucleotides long. RefSeq lists its product as uncharacterized. Lineage: Eukaryota; Metazoa; Arthropoda; Arachnida; Ixodida; Argasidae. The record is from RefSeq and is a predicted model, not a curated record. The transcript is spliced from 2 exons. Bases 1 to 993 code for a protein of 330 amino acids.
AUGCUUCAUCACCUCAGGAAUGUCUCCGGGCCUGAACAAGAAGUUGCGAAAAUGAUGGCAGACUCUUUCUACGUUGAUGACCUGCUCACCGGCACCGAUACAGCAGAAGAGGCUAAAUGCAUCAUAAAGACCGCAACUGCCAUAAUGCGUGACGCUUGCAUGCCGUUAAAGAAAUGGGCAUCAAACUGUAGUGAAAUUCAAGAUCACGUCGAUAGCACGAAGUCGGGAGUUUCUCAACAUGAACUGAUUCGAGAUACCGAAGGUGACGAGACAGCUAGAGUACUCGGACUAACUUGGGACACCAGACUGGAUACACUGAAUUUCAAUGGACCGAACGUCCUCGAAGCACUCAGUCAAGUAGGCGACAGCAAACGCCCGGUGCUUCAGACAGUCGCGAAGAUCUUCGAUCCACUCGGACUGGCCGCACCGUUCUCUAUCAAGGCCAAAAUGGUAUUUCAACAACUUUGGCAGCAAGGUGUGGGGUGGGACCAGCCAAUACCGGACAGAGUCAAGGGUGACUGGGACUCCUGGAAAGCAGAACUGGCGGAUCUACUUAAUGUAUCUGUUCCACGGAACCUGAAGAGAGCCCCUCUCAAGAAAUUAUCGCUUCCCAGGCUGGAGCUCAUGGGAGCUCUCAUUGCUGCCAGAACCGCAAAAUUUGUCAAAUACGCGCUACGUAUGCCGUCUGUUCCGACAUAUUUCUGGGCGGACUCCAGCAUUGCACUCACUUGGAUAAAAGGACGAGCUGCAAGAUGGAAGGUUUUUGUGUGCAACCGCGUAACGGAGAUUCAGGCAACGUCGACAGCGGAUCAAUGGCGGUACUGCCCAGGAAAACAAAACCCCGCGGACUGUUUGACGCGGGGCAUGACAAUUCACGCAUUGUUAAGGAGCUCGCACUGGUGGGAAGGUCCCAACUGGCUCAAGGACGGAGAGUCUCAGUGGCCAAAAUUUGAUGCUCCGUCCCGGACGGAAGAAUCGAACAUGGAAGCCUAA